AUGAGCCAUUCCAAAAAUGAAAGUUUAACGACAAUAGUACCAGAUCAUCCUACUGAAAACCAAUGGAAACCACAACAACAACCGAGUAGACAGUCGCUAAACGCAUCAAUACAUGAAGAAGACGAGACUUCAACGAUAGGAUACAUAUCAAUAAAAGAUUAUGCGUAUCCGGAAGAUAAUUCUUUACACUACGGUUAUUUCGAGGAAGAGGAAGAUGACAAUGAAAGUGAAGAGGAUGCUUCUAGGAUAUAUAGUGACGAUGAUGAUACAGCAAACCAUCGACAAAGUAUAGUCCUCCCUAAGGACUAUGUAGUGAAUCAAUGGGCUGUUGCAUUGUACGAUUUCGAACCAGAGAAUGAUAAUGAAUUAGGGUUAAAAGAGAAUGAUAUCGUGUUUAUAAGUUAUAAACAUGGUCAAGGUUGGUUGGUGGCAGAAAAUGAGAAAAGAACACAAACUGGCCUUGUCCCCGAAGAAUAUGUUUCAUAUCUAGAGUCUGGAGAGGAAGACGUUGCAGCAACGAACGGUAGAACGGAGGAACAAGAUGAUGAUCCCGCUCGACCUUUCUACUUGACGCACAUGAUAACACAAGGUGUGCAAUUACCGCCUGCAGAUGCUGAACAAGAACAAAUAGAUGAUAUAAAGUAUGAUAAUAAUGUCAAUGAAGAUGAUGAUGAAUGGGAAGAUGUUGAUCAACUUGAAAACAAUAUUAAUGAGAAACUGAAUAUUUCCACAGAGUAA
This is a messenger RNA of Naumovozyma dairenensis CBS 421, 738 nucleotides long. It is a transcript of the gene NBP2, whose product is annotated as adaptor protein NBP2. Gene Ontology annotation, molecular function: protein binding. The record is from RefSeq and is a predicted model, not a curated record. NCBI's taxonomy places the organism in Eukaryota, Fungi, Ascomycota, Saccharomycetes, Saccharomycetales, Saccharomycetaceae. The transcript has a single exon. The coding region runs from base 1 to 738 and encodes 245 amino acids.